Messenger RNA from Saccoglossus kowalevskii, 962 nucleotides. RefSeq names its product peroxisomal trans-2-enoyl-CoA reductase-like. Gene Ontology annotation, biological process: phytol metabolic process. Lineage: Eukaryota; Metazoa; Hemichordata; Enteropneusta; Harrimaniidae. Gene Ontology annotation, cellular component: peroxisome. The record is from RefSeq and is a predicted model, not a curated record. Gene Ontology annotation, molecular function: trans-2-enoyl-CoA reductase (NADPH) activity.
AUGGCUGCCGCUAGGGUUGCAAGUGUUUUUCGAUCGGGAUUAUUUAACGAAAGAGUGGCGAUAAUUACAGGCGGGGGUACAGGAAUCGGAAAAACCAUUGCACGAGAACUGUUAAAUUUAGGAUGUAAAGUUGUGAUAGCCUCCAGAAAAGGUGAAAGAUUAAACAAAUCAGCUGAUGAAAUGAGACAAGAACUUGAUAAAGACAGUCCUGCUAAACUAGAAGCUAUCCAGUGUAAUAUCAGGAAUGAGGAACAGAUUAAGUCUUUGAUUUCUUUUACCCUGGACAAAUUUGGUAAGAUAGACUACUUGGUUAACAAUGGGGGUGGUCAGUUUCCAAGUCGUCUUGGCGAUAUGAGCACAAAGGGUUGGAAUGCUGUCAUAGAAACAAAUCUCACUGGUACUUUCCAGAUGACAAGAGAAGUUUAUAACAGUUGGAUGAAGGAUCAUGGAGGAAGUAUUGUAAAUAUCGUAGUCAACAACUGGAAUGGAUUUCCGGGAAUGGGACAUACAGGUGCAGCCAGGGCAGGUGUGGUCAAUAUGACUAAGACUUUAGCAUUGGAAUGGGCACAUGAAGGCAUACGAAUAAACUGUGUGGCACCUGGAACUGUUUAUUCAGAGACUGCUGCUGCAAAUUAUGGAGGCAGUGACAUCUUUUCCGGAAGUAUUCCCGAUAUGCCGACUAAACGACUAGGAACAGUUGAAGAGGUUUCUGCUGCUGUUUGUUUUCUUCUGUCUCCUGCUGCGGCCUUCAUUUCUGGAAGUACAAUAAAAGUGGACGGUGCUGCUAGUUUGUUCAAACACCAAUUAUUUGAUAUUCCUGAUCAUGACAAGACACCAGCCUACACAUGGGGGAAGUCAGAUGCACCAACACUGAAAGACACCGUAGAGACCACAGACAUAAAAUCAAAACUUUGAUAUAAAUGAAAUUGAGAGAUAAUAAUAAAAUUAAUUUGUAAAAUAAA